Messenger RNA from Fonsecaea pedrosoi CBS 271.37, 240 nucleotides. RefSeq lists its product as uncharacterized. The record is from RefSeq and is a predicted model, not a curated record. Bases 1 to 240 code for a protein of 79 amino acids. NCBI's taxonomy places the organism in Eukaryota, Fungi, Ascomycota, Eurotiomycetes, Chaetothyriales, Herpotrichiellaceae. The transcript has a single exon.
AUGCCUUCCAAAUUCACAGAGAUACUUGAUCCUCAAUACCAAACAACAUCACCUCAGGACGAUGUGCGGUUGGAGGACAUCAUAGGUGCCGCCAAUAUGUCAGUUCGAGAUCGAACAUCCUCUGAGGCCAGUUCGACGAGUCACAGUUCAUCAAGUGCCUCAAGUUCCGACAGUGACCGUAUCGAGGAGAAGCAGAGGAGAAAAAGGCUCUCACGCUUACUGUCAGGAGGCAAGCGAUGA